GCCCAGUCUCAGACAUAACAGAAUCAUCCAGUGCCCUACGGGUUUUGCGGCUGCCUCUGAGAGGCUGGUUGGGUGCCGUCGUUUCGGAGGAGAUGGGCAUCUUCUCCCUGCUUCUUCUGCUCCCUUUGGCAUCCGGCUUGGAUUUCCGCUACCAUCGCACCAAGGAAUUGGAAGCUUUUUUGAAGGAGGUGCAGAAGAAUUACCCGGCCAUCACUCACUUGUACAGCAUUGGCAAGUCAGUGCAAGGUAGAGACCUCUGGGUUCUUGCUCUGGGAAGGUCUCCAACUCAGCAUAAGAUUGGCAUACCAGAGUUCAAGUAUGUUGGUAAUAUGCAUGGGAAUGAGGCUCUUGGGCGGGAACUCCUCCUCCAUUUGAUUAAAUAUUUGGUGGACAAUGAUCAACAUGAUCCAGUCAUCACAAAACUCAUUAACCACACUCGGAUACACAUCAUGCCUUCAAUGAACCCUGAUGGUUUUGAAGCAUCAACAAUGCUUCAGUGUGCAGCCACAAUUGGCAGGUACAAUGCUAAUAAAAAAGAUCUGAACAGGAAUUUUCCUGAUCAUUUUACCACCAAUAAUCAAAUUAUCCAGCCAGAGACUAAAGCAAUUAUGAACUGGAUAAAUUCUGGAAUGUUUGUUCUUUCUGCUAAUCUGCAUGGUGGAGCACUGGUUGCAAGUUACCCCUUUGAUAAUGGCAAUCACGUUACAAUUGAUGCAAAUGGUGUUAGCAAAACAGUGGAUGAUGAUGUUUUUGUUCAUCUUGCAAGCACAUAUUCUAACAACCAUCGCAUGAUGCAUAAAGACAUUGUGUGUGAUGAUACGAAUUACUUUAAAGAUGGCAUUACGAAUGGAUAUCACUGGUAUAUAGUGAAAGGUAGUAUGCAGGAUUAUAAUUAUGUUUGGGGACAAUGCUUUGAAAUUACAUUGGAGUUAUCAUGUUGUCACUAUCCCUCAGAAGAUAAGAUUCAAGAUUUCUGGGAUGACAAUAAAAUUGCUCUGAUUGAAUAUAUUAAACAAAUUCAUCUAGGUGUAAAAGGUCGUGUUCUGAAUCAAAAGAACAAACCCAUUGCAAAUGUGAUCGUGGAAGUUCAGGGAAGGAGGCAUAUAUGUCCUUACGUAACCAAUAAAAAUGGUGAAUAUUACCUUCUCCUCCUGCCUGGAGUCUACACUCUCAAUGCAACCCUCCCUGGAUUUAUGUCAUUACAACAGGAAGUAGUUUUACCAAAUGGUGCAGAAAAAUUCAGUGCCUAUGAAUAUGACUUUAUUUUCUCCCUGGGAUCUACCUCAAAAAAGCCUGUUCCAUGUCCAUUGAAACCACUUUAUUCAAACAGUGUUAGUACGGUUACUGUUACAGUGUUUAACUUUCUAAUUUUUGUAUAUAUAGGCAUAUAAUAUUUGUAUUUUUAGAUUUGCUUUUUAACAUUACUUGACUAUAGAAGAUUUUAAUUUUUAUUGAGUUAUUCUGGAUAAUAAAGUCUUUGAAUUAACAACUGCAUUCUGUUUCAGCCUUUGAGAAUAGGAAAAUGUGCACUCGGGUCACAGUGAUAUAAUUAUUAAUUUAUGAUUAAUUUAAUGAAACAUCACCUUUGCCUUUCACUUAAAAUAGAAUUACUAUACUAACAUAACUGGAUCUUAAGGAUAAAAAUGAUAGGUCAGAAGAGACCAACAUGAUGUUUUAAUUUUACAUGAUUGGUCUUUUCUCUUUAAUGGACAAAUGAAUGCAAAAAUUUGCUUGAAUAAAUUCUUUUUCCCCACUGUGUAGGGCAUCUGUACACACAUGGAACCUACUCUGAGCCAACCUGAGCCAAUGAGAUUAUUUUAUUAGUACCUAUUAAGCAUCUAUAACAAAUGCUCUUGGAUAUGGUACUGUAUAAAAAAGCAUGAUCUGUUGCUUCUACCUUUCCUCGUCUCUUUAGAAUCACAUUUUAGAAUACUGAAGUCAAGAGAACUAAAUUAGGGAAAAAUUUCAAUGACAAACUAUUUUUGCAUUUCAGGUAGAAACAAAAUAACAGUACUGAUACAGAGUUUUGCCCCAGAAUUAAUACAAAUGGGGAAGUACACACACAUACAUACAAACACACAUACAAACACACACACACACACACACACACACACACACACACACCAAGAAAUACAAUGUAUUAUGGAAGCUCUUGUCAGAUCUCAUUUUAGAAAAAGUUCAAGUAAAUUGAUCACCAUUACAAUCUUUAGAUUGUAGAUGUGGAGGAAAAGAAUAAAAAUUACACAUUGCUGCCUUUCCCUAUUACCAAAGAAAAACUGGAAACUGAUAACCUAUUACUACUGUGAACUGAAUUACUAUAUGAAAAUAAAAUGUGGCAAAUCAACAAAAGCAAAGAUUGACUGUUUAUUGGUAAAUUAUAGGUUGCAACUCACACACAUUGUACAGUAUUUGCUUGCUGUGAAUGUAUUAAAACAGUGGGUAAGUACUUGGAAUGCUACAUCUUAUUUCAGUGACUUUUAGAAUUAGUUCUUGUAAGAACCUUUUAAACAGAAUUCUUGCCAUAAUAUUUCAUCACAGCACAAAUGUAAGUCACCCUUUAUAAUUUCACCAAAGAAAUACAAGUAUGGUAACUAUGGCCUAAAGAACGCAACUC
This is a messenger RNA of Thamnophis elegans (Western terrestrial garter snake), 2614 nucleotides long. RefSeq names its product carboxypeptidase M (gene CPM). The record is from RefSeq and is a predicted model, not a curated record. Gene Ontology annotation, molecular function: zinc ion binding; metallocarboxypeptidase activity. NCBI's taxonomy places the organism in Eukaryota, Metazoa, Chordata, Lepidosauria, Squamata, Natricidae. Gene Ontology annotation, biological process: proteolysis. The coding region runs from base 93 to 1391 and encodes 432 amino acids. The transcript has 9 exons. Gene Ontology annotation, cellular component: cell surface.